Messenger RNA from Fusarium sp. VM40, 3216 nucleotides. Lineage: Eukaryota; Fungi; Ascomycota; Sordariomycetes; Hypocreales; Nectriaceae. The record is from the annotation of a GenBank genome assembly.
AUGUCUAUCGACUUCCCCAAGGAAGAGGAAGUCGUCCUCCAAAGAUGGCGCGAUAUCGACGCCUUCCUUCGACAGGUAGAACUGUCUGAAGGCCGCCCUCGAUACAAUUUCUACGAUGGUCCUCCUUUCGCGACCGGCCUGCCUCACUACGGACAUCUUCUUGCCUCCACCAUCAAGGAUGUUAUCCCCCGAUACUGGUCCAUGAAGGGCUUUCAUGUCGAGCGUCGCUUCGGCUGGGAUACUCACGGUCUUCCUAUUGAGCACGAGAUUGACAAGAAGUUGGGAAUCUCUGGAAAGGCUGCUGUGAUGGAGUUGGGUAUUGCCAAGUACAACGAAGAGUGUAGAUCUAUUGUCAUGCGCUACGCUACGGAAUGGCGACAUACAAUCGAGCGAUUGGGACGUUGGAUCGACUUUGACAACGACUACAAGACUAUGGACCCGAAUUUCAUGGAAUCCGAGUGGUGGGUUUUCAAGCAAUUAUUCGAUAAGGACCAAGUCUACCAAGGCCACCGAGUUAUGCCCUACUCAACUGUCCUCACUACUGCCCUUAGCAACUUCGAGGCCAACCAAAACUACCAGGAUGUCACUGACCCCGCGGUUGUCGUCACAUUCCCUCUUGUCGAUGAUCCCGAAGUCAAUCUGCUUGCCUGGACAACCACCCCCUGGACAUUGCCAUCGCAUCUUGGCCUCGCCGCUCAUCCCGACUUCGAGUAUGUCAAGAUCUUAGACGAGAAGACAGGGAAAACCUAUGUGCUGCUCGAAAAGCUCCUUGGAACCUUGUACAAGGAUCCCAAGAAGGCCAAAUUCAAGAUUGUAGGGAAGGUUCUUGGUAAGGACAUGUUGGGAUGGAAGUACACGCCUCCCUUCAAUUAUUUUUACGAAGAGUUUAAGGAUGUCGCUUUCAAGGUCCUAAAUGCCACCUACGUUACCGAUGACAGUGGUGUGGGCAUUGUGCACCAAGCACCAGCUUUUGGUGAGGAUGAUUACAACGUUGCCGUCGCCGCAGGCAUCAUUACCGAGAACCGACCUCCUCCUGAUCCUGUCAACGAUACCGGUCACUUCACCGACCGAGUUUCCGAUUUUAAGGGCAUGCACGUCAAGGAAGCCGACAAGCACAUCAUAAAGUACCUCAAGAAUACCGGCCGCAUCGCCAAUGAAUCCCAACUCAAGCAUUCGUACCCUAUGUGUCCUCGCUCGGAUACGCCCCUCAUCUACAGGGCUGUUCCCUCUUGGUUCAUCCGCAUUCCUAACAUUGUUCCCGAUAUGCUCAAGAACAUUGAGGAGACCCGUUGGGUUCCAUCAUUUGUCAAGGAGAAGCGCUUUGGCAGCUGGAUCGCCAACGCUCGCGACUGGAACGUCAGCCGAAACCGUUACUGGGGUACGCCUAUCCCUCUGUGGGUCAGUGAAGAUUUGGAGGAGAGAGUUUGCGUAGGAAGUGUUCAAGAGCUCCGUGACUUGAGUGGUUACGAGGGCGAUCUUUCUGAUCUUCACCGUGACAAGGUUGAUCACAUUACUAUUCCCAGCAAAAAGGGCAAGGGUCAAUUGAAACGUAUUGAGGAGGUAUUCGACUGCUGGUUUGAGUCUGGAAGCAUGCCCUAUGCUAGCCAACACUACCCCUUUGAGAACGUCGAAAAGUUCAACCAGUCCUUCCCUGGAAAUUUCAUUGCCGAAGGAUUGGAUCAAACUCGCGGAUGGUUCUACACUCUGACAGUGCUGGGCACUCAUCUUUUUGGCAAGUCUCCAUUCCAGAAUUGUGUGGUCAACGGUAUAGUACUUGCAGAGGAUGGCAAAAAGAUGUCCAAGCGGCUCAAGAACUACCCCGAUCCUUCCAUCAUCAUGACAAAGUACGGAUCUGAUGCUCUCCGACUUUACCUCAUUAACUCGCCUGUUGUGCGAGCUGAGCCACUGAGAUUCAAGGAAUCGGGCGUCAAGGAGGUUGUUCAGAAGGUCCUUUUGCCGCUGUGGAACAGCUACAAGUUUUUCGAGGGUCAAAUUGCUCUUUUGAAGAAAGUUGAGAACGUGGACUUCACAUGGGACCCCAAGCUUGAGGCCAGCAACUCCAACGUCAUGGACCGUUGGAUCCUUGCUUCGACUCAGAGUUUGUUGGCAUUCGUCAACCAGGAAAUGGAAGGAUACCGUUUGUAUACGGUCGUUCCUAGACUUCUAGGUCUUAUUGAUAACACAACAAACUGGUACAUUCGAUUCAACCGAAAGCGACUCAAGGGAGAGAAUGGUCUUGAUGAUACUUUGCACGCCCUGAAUGCUCUUUUCGAGGUGUUGUUCACCUUGUGCCGUGGAUUAGCGCCUUUCACGCCUUUCCUCACCGACAACAUCUACCUGAAGCUACUGCCAUAUAUCCCCAAAGAGCUUCAAGGUGAGGACCCCCGAAGUGUGCACUUUCUGCCAUUCCCCGACGUCCGCCAGGAGUUGUUUGAUGAGGAAGUAGAGCGACGUGUUGGUCGCAUGCAGCGCGUCAUUGAGCUGGCUCGUGUGUCGCGCGAGCGUCGUACGAUUGGUCUCAAGCAACCUCUCAAGACACUCGUGGUUCUCCACUCGGAUCCCCAGUAUCUUGAAGAUGUCAAGUCGUUGCAAAAGUAUAUCAGCGAGGAGCUGAACGUACAAGACCUUGUGCUCUCUGGAGAUGAAGCCAAAUACAAUGUUCAGUACAGUGUCACUGCUGACUGGCCUGUUCUCGGAAAGAAGCUCAAGAAGGAUAUGGCCCGCGUCAAAAAGGGGUUGCCCCUUCUUACCAGCGAGCAGGUGCAGGGUUACCUCCGAGACAAGCAUAUCGAUGUUGAUGGUAUUCGUCUGGAGGAGGGCGAUCUCGUUGUGCGCCGUGGCGUCAAGGAGGACGAAUCGUCAAAGAACUUCGAGACUAACACUGAUAGUGAGGUACUCACCAUCCUGGACACGGAGAUCCACCCUGAAUUGGUAGCCGAGGGCUUGGGUCGUGAGAUUGUCAAUCGUGUGCAGCGACUUCGAAAGAAGGCAGGACUCAUGCCAACAGACGACAUCAAGAUGGAGUACAGAGUCAUCGCUGAUCCUGAAGAUGUAGGCCUGUCAGGUGCCUUCAAAUCACAGGCCCCUGCAUUUGAGAAGGCCUUACGUCGACCCUUGGAAGAGGCUGGAGCUGAGCCUCAGACUGAUGGUCUCAUUGCUGAGGAGGAACAAGAAGUCCAACAGGCAACAUUCCUGUUGAGAUUACUGAAGCUGUAG